GAUUACUUCUAUGAUUGUAUAUAAAGAAAGACAAGGGUUCUCAACUUUUCUUAAUAUUUUAAGUCUCAAGGAAUUAAUGUAGAAUCAAGCAAAUGUAAAAUGAUCUUCGAAUUACUUAAUAUAUUCUGGAUACCUUUUGCUGGAUUCAUAUCGUUUCUGAUAUUCAUAUCAGCAAUCAACAAAUCCAUCGGCGUCCGGAGGGCAUACUAUGUAAAUCUUCUUUUAAGGAUAUUUGAGUAUGGUCGAGUUAGCAUAGAGCAUCAACAACUUUCCCAAAAUAAUCUUAAGACUGACGAUACAAAUUCAGUGCAGUUCGUCGUUAAUGCCGAUUCGAAGGAAAGUACAAAUGGAACAACAAUAACCAGAGAUGCAGUACUUCUUCCACAACCGCAAGAGCCUGCGUCAGAAAAGCCAGCGUCCUCAAAAAAGGAAGAAAUUACCUUUGACUUUGAAAAAUGCCUGGACUACUUGAAGUCGGGAGUGGAGUCCAUAAUUGAAGAUGAUGUGACAUCCCGUUUCGAGGCGGAAUAGCUGAAAAGCUGGAACAUGCUGACACGCACCAAUAGACACCACGAAUUUAUAUCCUGGAAGAUAACGCUCAUUUGGAUGGUUGGAUUUUUUGUGCGAUAUGUAUUCUUAAUGCCGUUGCGUGUAUUAGUUUGCUUUGUUGGUAUUGGCCAACGUCAUGGCGGCUUUCUUGGCGUCCUCCAAAGGGCACUGGCCAGACCGUCGCCCCACAUUUGGUUUGAGAGAGGCGAGGCAAAGGACCGUCACUUGGUCGCCGAGAGGCUAAAGCAGCAUGUUUCGGACCCAAACAAUCCACCAAUUCUUAUAUUCCCGGAGGGAACAUGCAUCAACAACACAUCCGUAAUGCAAUUUAAAAAGGGAAGCUUUGAAGUCGGCGGUGUCAUAUAUCCGGUGGCCAUAAAGUACGAUCCGCGAUUUGGCGAUGCUUUCUGGAACAGCGCAAAGUAUUCGAUGAUGCAGUAUCUUUACAUGAUGAUGACAUCAUGGGCAAUCGUAUGCGAUGUCUGGUACCUCCCGCCGAUGUACAGACAGGAUGGAGAGUCUGCGAUUGAUUUCGCGAACCGUGUGAAGGGUGUGAUUGCAAAGUAGGGAGGCCUAAUUGAUCUUGUCUGGGACGGACAAUUGAAGAGGAUGAAACCAAAAAAAGAGUGGAGGGAAAUUCAUCAGGUUGAAUUUGCGAAUCGUUUGAAGGCGGAAUGAUAAUAAUUUUAAUGAUAAUGAAAAUACUUCUACAGUGACUGUAAUUUACAUACAUAUACAUAAUUCGUACAUACAUAAUUUUUUUAUUAUUUGUAAUAUGUAUAAAUUACGAUUAAUUAUUGCAUGGUUUAAAUAAAAGAUGAAGUCAAAUGUAAAUAGCUA
Drosophila miranda is the source of this 1389-nucleotide messenger RNA. RefSeq names its product glycerol-3-phosphate acyltransferase 3-like. Gene Ontology annotation, biological process: triglyceride biosynthetic process. The record is from RefSeq and is a predicted model, not a curated record. Gene Ontology annotation, cellular component: endoplasmic reticulum. Gene Ontology annotation, molecular function: glycerol-3-phosphate O-acyltransferase activity. Lineage: Eukaryota; Metazoa; Arthropoda; Insecta; Diptera; Drosophilidae.